AUGCGCGUCCGAGCCCCAGUGGCCGCACCCGCUAGCAGUUGGGCUGCUUUAAGUCACGUCGAGGAGGAGAAGGAAGAAGCAGGAGGCAUCGCCACCACAAAGUUUCACGUGUCCGCCACAUUUUCCACAGUAAAGAAGCAAAAGGAAAAAAAUCACGUGGUGGAGGACGAGCAACAAACUUUCGCGUGUCCGCCAUUUUCCACAACAAAGAACCAAAGGAAAAAGAUGCCAAAAACCGGGAAGCCAGAUACUUACUGGAAGGACAUCUGCUUCCGAUACGCCCGGGGCCAAUACCACUUCUCAAUUGGUCAACGGCCAGGGUCCCAGAAAUGGAAAAAGGCCUUGGAGAAAAUUGAUGGUUGCCCACUUCAGAGAAGCCACACUAAGGAUUUGUUUGGGAGAAACCUUAAGUGCGUUUGUGGGUUCCAUACGUCAUCAGGUGCCGGGCAGUCAGCAGGCGCUGGGUCCAGUAAGGCAGGAGGAGGAGGAGGAAAUGAGAUGGAGGCUGGGCCAGCCCAAGUCAGCACUAAGUCAUCAGGUGCCGGGCAGUCAUCAGGCGCUGGGUCCAGUAAGGCAGGAGGAGGAAAUGCGAUGGAGGCUGGGCCAGCCCAAAUCAGCACUGAGUCAUCAGGUGCUGAACACACGGCGACAAAGAGGGGCGACACAGACACACUGAGAGAAACAACAAACACAGGACAGGGUGUGCAGUGCUACAAGUGCAACCAGUUUGUGGAUGGAGAACAUUUUUCGGAGCACCUGAUGGACUAUCAUGCAGAAGAAAAAUGUGACACCUGUGGAGCCAAUGUAGAAGGUACUGUUGGUCUUCUGAACCACAUCCAAGAGGUUCACUAUGCAGCAGUCAUCAGGCCAUCAAUGAAAGCACCGCCAGCACAAUCGCCAGCACAAUCGCCAGCACAAUCGCCAGCACAAUCGCCAGCACAAUCGCCAGCACAAUCGCCAGCACAAUCGCUAGCACCGCCAGCACAAUCGCCAGCACCGCCAGCACAAUCGCCAGCACCAUCACAGAAGGCAGUGCCAUCUUUGCUUUCUCCUUCAAAUAGCUCUGCCAUGCUACCACACACUGCAGCGCCACUUAAAUCAGCUCCAAUCAACUGGAAAAGUUUUCUUCCCGCGCAAUUUCGGAAAGCCAUCCAGGAAGCAGAUCAGGAGUGGAUUGCCAAGUGCCUGUAUAAACCUACAGGACAGUUGAAACAAAAAAUCCAAGCCAGCUGGUUUCAUCCCCCAACUUAA
Corythoichthys intestinalis (scribbled pipefish) is the source of this 1251-nucleotide messenger RNA. RefSeq lists its product as uncharacterized. The transcript has 7 exons. Lineage: Eukaryota; Metazoa; Chordata; Actinopteri; Syngnathiformes; Syngnathidae. The record is from RefSeq and is a predicted model, not a curated record. Bases 1 to 1251 code for a protein of 416 amino acids.